AUGUCAUCUAUUAUCAAAGCAGCAGAGGAAACAACAACAGAAUCUGACGGAACAACUGAGCCCCCAUCAAAGGGUAAAUCUUUUUUCCUAUUCGGUGGCUUUUUCCAAAAAAUUCGGCAACGCUGGUCAGGCCAACCAGAUCCGAGUGCGCCAAUAUAUGCGGGACCUGUUUAUCCUUUUCUUGGUAGUCAAAACUGUCCUGCUUAUGGUGGCUGCAAUCCCGCGUGGAGCUAUCGUCCAGUUCCUUAUGAAGUACAUAAUAUAUACUAUACAAAUGCUCAAGUUCCGCCACUAGUAUCACCGUACCCUUCGACACCGGUUCAACCACAGCAGCAACAGCAACAAAAUCAACAAAGUAAUUUAGUCAUCCUACAUACUGCGGCAGGCUCUCAAAUUAGCGCCUAUCCACAACCGAAGCCAUAUCCUGCAUAUCCGCAGUUUGUGCCUCAACAGUCGCAUGUUCCAUCAACAAUACCAACGGGUGGUCAGCCACAUCAUUCUGCAUAUGUUCCAAAUAAUUAUGGCGAUUAUCCACCUGUGAUUUAUGGUACCCAACCUCCUCCAUCUUAUGGUCCAAUAACACCAAAUUAUUUGCCUAAUAAUGGCGGCGUUGCUUAUCAUAGGCCUGAUACAGCAAUCUCUGUGGCUACCUCGGGCGGUUCAGCGCCAUGUAACCCACGCCUAUAUGCCUGCAAUAUUGGAUAG
Molecule: messenger RNA, 705 nt
Organism: Bactrocera dorsalis (oriental fruit fly)
Lineage: Eukaryota; Metazoa; Arthropoda; Insecta; Diptera; Tephritidae
Product: trithorax group protein osa
Exons: 1
Coding region: 1-705 (234 amino acids)
Source: RefSeq, a predicted model, not a curated record